GCCGCAGCCGCCAUCUUAGAUUCCGCGGUAGCGGUGGCGGCUGUAGGGUACCGCGUUUGGGGAGUGGCUCUCCCCUCCCCCUUCCCCCAGUUCGGUGGCGGCGGCUCCUCCCACUGGGAGGGGGGUGGUGCGACGGCAGUGGCAUCUGCGGCCAUGGCGGCGACUGCUGCUAACCCCGAAAUGACAUCAGAUGUACCAUCACUGGGUCCAGCCAUUGCCUCAGGAAACCCUGGGGCUGGGAUUCAAAGUGGAGGAGCCAUUGUCCACAGGGCUAUUAAGCGGCGACCAGGGUUGGAUUUUGAUGAUGAUGGAGAAGGGAACAGUAAAUUUUUGAGGUGUGAUGAUGAUCAGACGUCUAAUGAUAAGGAGCGAUUUGCCAGGUCGGAUGAUGAGCAGAGCUCUGCGGAUAAAGAGAGACUCGCCAGGGAGAAUCACAGUGAAAUUGAACGGCGGCGACGGAACAAGAUGACAGCCUACAUCACAGAACUGUCAGACAUGGUGCCCACCUGUAGUGCCCUGGCUCGAAAACCAGACAAGCUAACCAUCUUACGCAUGGCAGUCUCUCACAUGAAGUCCUUGCGAGGAACUGGAAAUACAUCCACUGAUGGCACCUACAAGCCUUCAUUCCUCACUGAUCAGGAACUCAAACAUUUGAUCUUGGAGGCAGCAGAUGGCUUUCUGUUCAUUGUCUCAUGUGAGACAGGUCGGGUGGUUUAUGUCUCUGACUCAGUGACCCCUGUUUUGAACCAGCCUCAGUCUGAAUGGUUUGGUAGCACACUCUAUGAUCAGGUGCAUCCAGAUGACGUGGACAAACUUCGUGAGCAGCUUUCCACUUCAGAAAAUGCCCUGACAGGGCGUAUCCUUGAUCUGAAGACUGGAACAGUGAAAAAGGAAGGCCAGCAGUCUUCCAUGAGGAUGUGUAUGGGCUCAAGGAGAUCAUUUAUUUGCCGUAUGAGGUGUGGCAAUAGCUCUGUAGACCCCGUCUCCAUGAAUAGACUGAGCUUUGUGAGGAACAGAUGCAGGAACGGACUUGGCUCUGUGAAGGAUGGGGAACCUCAUUUUGUGGUGGUCCACUGCACAGGCUAUAUCAAGGCCUGGCCCCCAGCAGGUGUCUCCCUCCCAGAUGAUGAUCCAGAGGCUGGCCAGGGGAGCAAAUUUUGCCUAGUGGCCAUUGGCAGACUACAGGUAACCAGUUCUCCCAGCUGUACAGACAUGAGUAACGUUUGUCAACCAACAGAGUUCAUCUCUCGGCACAACAUUGAGGGGAUCUUCACUUUUGUGGAUCACCGCUGUGUGGCUACUGUUGGCUAUCAACCACAGGAACUCUUAGGAAAGAAUAUUGUGGAAUUCUGUCAUCCCGAAGACCAACAGCUUCUAAGAGACAGCUUCCAACAGGUGGUGAAGUUAAAAGGCCAGGUGCUGUCUGUCAUGUUCCGGUUCCGGUCUAAGAACCGGGAAUGGCUCUGGAUGAGAACCAGCUCCUUUACUUUCCAGAACCCUUACUCAGAUGAAAUUGAGUACAUCAUCUGUACCAACACCAAUGUGAAGAACUCCAGCCAGGAACCAAGGCCUACACUGUCCAACACAAUCCAGAGACCACAGCUAGGUCCCACAGCUAAUUUACCCUUGGAGAUGGGCUCAGGGCAGUUGGCAUCCAGGCAGCAGCAACAGCAAACAGAAUUGGAUGUGGUAUCAGGAAGAGAUGGACUGGCUGGCUACAAUCAUUCCCAGGUUUCUGUUCAGCCUGUAACAACCACAGGGCCAGAACACAGUAAGCCCCUUGAGAAGUCAGAUAGUCUGUUUGCCCAGGAUAGAGAUCCAAGAUUUUCAGAAAUCUACUCUAACAUCAAUGCAGAUCAGAGUAAAGGCAUCUCCUCCAGCACUGUCCCUGCUACCCAACAGCUAUUCUCACAGGGCAACACAUUCCCUCCUACCCCCCGGCCGGCAGAGAAUUUCAGAAAUAGUGGUCUGGCCUCUCCUGUAACCAUCGUCCAGCCAUCAGCUUCUGCAGGGCAGAUGUUGGCCCAGAUUUCCCGCCACUCCAACCCACCCCAAGGAGCAGCCCCAACUUGGACCCCUAGCACCCGCCCAGGCUUCUCUGCCCAGCAGGUGGCUACUCAGGCUACAGCCAAGACUCGUUCUUCCCAGUUUGGUGUGGGCAGCUUUCAGACUCCGUCCUCCUUCAGCCCCAUGUCCCUCCCUGGUGCUUCAACUACGUCACCUGGUGCUGCUGCCUACCCUAGUCUCACCAAUCGUGGAUCCAACUUUGCUCCUGAGACUGGACAGACUACAGGACAAUUCCAGACACGGACAGCAGAGGGUGUAAGUGUCUGGCCACAGUGGCAGGGCCAGCAGCCUCAUCAUCGCUCGAGUUCUAGCGAGCAACAUGUUCAACAACCAUCAGCACAGCAACCUGGCCAGCCUGAGGUCUUCCAGGAGAUGCUGUCCAUGCUGGGAGACCAGAGCAACAGCUACAACAACGAAGAAUUUCCUGACCUAACUAUGUUUCCCUCCUUUUCAGAAUAGAACUAUUGGGGUGAGGAUAAGGGGUGGGGGAGGAAAGUCACAGUUUGUUUUUAAAAAGCAAAUCUUCCUGUAAAGAGAAUAAAAGUCCCUCUCCCUUCCCUUCCCUCACCCCUAAUGUGUGCCCCUUCCCCUUCUGGCCUUUCCUUGCCUUCCUGCCUCUGAGAAGAAAUGGGGUGAAUCCUGAAGGCUUUGGGGAUCUUUGAAAAACUGAGGCUGGGUGAAGUUAAGAAUGCCUUUCCUUACACCUCCUGACCAGAGAUUUAUGCAGAAAUGAUUUGUGCUAGGGUCAAUAGGCAGGUUAGAGAACCUGACAUCCAUUCAUCCAUUAUUUGCCUUGGAUACUGUGGUUUGUUUUGGAAAGAAAUUCUGAAUACGGUUAGGGGGAGGAGAAAUAUCCUCAUAUCUGAGGACCAUGAAACAUGGUAGGUUACAUAUACCUGUAUGGCUUUAGGAAGUGAGCAUAAGCUCUUUCUGCUGCCUGGUGAGUGAGGAAGUGAGAGAGGGAGAAGGAAAGAGUGUGUGUGUGUGUGUGUGUGUGCGCACGCGCACGCAUAUGCGUGUGGGCACACGUGUGUACGCGGUAUGUGUGUGCACAUGUGUGUUUCUGUGUCUGUUUCUCCCUAUUAGGGAGUUAUGCAAAAUUUGUCUCAGAUUUUAUCUUUGUUUUUCCAUGUAAUUUUCAAAGAGUCCUAAGGAGUUAAUCUUCUAGGUAUUUUCCACUUAGUAUUGCAGCCAAAGAGUAUUUAAAUAAAUGUCUUUGCUGCACUUACAUCUAUGCCCAGCCAAUAUGCAACUGUAAGCAGAUAUAUAAAGUCUUUUGAUGUGGUUGGUCUCUCAUCGAACAUAUUUAGUAGUAAAGCUGGGUCAUUCCCGCUUUUGGUGCUCUCACCUUAUAGAGUAGAUCUGGAAACAUUACAGAUGUUUAGGGUGGGAAGAUAACCCCCUUUUAAAAGCCCCAUACUUGGCCAUACUUGCUGCAUUUUUCUGUCAGAAUCACAUAUGAUGUGUGUUCUGUAGAGGUUAUUUCUGCAUGGAAACUCAACUUCUUGGAUUAGCAGUCCCAGGGAAAUCUUCACUGCUGGAGUUUAAACCAAAUACCAUGUCUUGCAAAGUAGCCUCCUUCAUCCCAUUCCCAGUUCCGUCUGACUAGAAACUGAGACUUGGGUCUGUUUUGGACCUAUAGUUCUUCCUCUUUGCUCCCUCCAAUCUUAAGAUUAGAUUUUGCUAUGAUACAAGAGUAUGAAUCCAUGUGAUAGGUGGGGCCUGGACUCCCAUUCUAACAGGGUCACAGAGUUAACUAUAGCCAUAUAAAUGCAGAUACAGGUUACUACUCUCUCUGUACCUUCCUCAGGUAACAGUCAUGUGUAUCAGCCACUUUUUUUUUUUUUAAUUGGCUCAGGCCAGUAUCUUAAGUGCAAGACUGAAUUAAUAAGGAGAAGACAUAUUAAACGUAGCCAUAGGAGACUGAGGGGCAUAGAUGGCCUUAGAGAGGCUGAGAGAACAUCAUUACUGGGUUUCUCUCCCUUUUGUCUCCAGUCUGGUGCCAGGUAGUGGAGUUGAAAAGGAGACAGUUUAUUUUUUUAUUCUAUGUGCACACAUACCGUAUACAUAUAUAUUUAUAUCACAGUUUAACAAGCCAAAAAGUUGAGUUUCCAAUGGAAUCCUUGUUUUUAAUAAUUGUUUUUAAAUGUGAUCAGGACUAUAAUAUUGUACAGUUAUUAUAGGGCUUUUGGGGAAGGAGAGGGGAGGGAGAAGAUGCUCUGGGGUUUUGUUUCUGCUUUUCCUUCAGGGUUUUAUUUUUGAUUGUUUUUGUUUUUGUUUUUUUUUCUUGUUGGCCAUUUCUGUACUGCUGGCAUCUGUGCUGAGCUUUACAGUGGCAAAAAUAAUGACAUGUAGCAAAGAUUUUAAAACAAAAUAUUUUUUCCUUUUGUAAACGUUCUUGUGUUGUGUGAUCUUGAUUGCGGCUUUAUUAUUCUUUUCCAGCUUGUGAACAACAAAUACCCACCCACAACUAGUUGAAUCCAUAGCUUGAGCUCCAAAUACGCAAACAUAAAGCACAGUGUAUCUAUAAUUUCAGGAUUCAGAAAUCAUAAGGCCUCUGAUCACUCAGCACUCCUUAGUUGUCCUCCUGAUCCUGACUCACUCUGAGUAAAAUCAGCAGGGACAUCUGACCAUGAGAUGGGGGUUGGGAAAUUGCCCAUGUCCUUCAGAGCGGACAAAGAUGAGACUCGAGACCAGUAUGGCACAUCAGAUUCCUUCCCCAAGUAUCUCUUGCUCUCCUGGAAUAAAAGGAAUUAGGGAUGGGGAAAUUUAAACUAUGCAGGUCUGGACUUGGUUUCCCUCUAGGAUCAUGUGGUUCAUUACCAAAUCUUAAAACUUACAGGCAUAAACCUGUGUUCUUGAGGGUCUAUAUGCAAUCCAGCUAGAAACUGAAUCUAUCCUAUGUAUUUUCUGUUCCAAGAACCAUCUUUUCCUCUUCCUCCGCCUCUGUUUAUGGAAGAAAAUGGAAUUUGGGGAUGUGGCUUAGGGACUGAACUAGACUCUUAUGAUCUGUCACAUGCCUGGAUGUUGGGGGAAUCAUUUAGAGAAGCUCAUAUGACUGGUCCUGGAUUGGGGAUUUUAAUAAUUGAAACAUAAUGUUCAGGCAUCCUACCAUCUGAGAGUUUUAGCAACAAAGAAGUCACAUGUGAGUUUGUCAGUGCUAUGCACUGAUUCAAGUGCUGUCAUUAAUAACGAGGAGGGCUGGUUUGGGUUACUUUCAGAACCAGCUUCAUCUGGGCGUUCUGGGCAUAUCCUUCCUCAAGAAAACCGUAUUAGGCUGGGAGAGGUAUUGACAACUUUCAGCCAACAAACUUACAACAUACAAAUGAUUUUUGAGCCUGUGGUUUCCAUUACACUCUUUUCUAGUCUUUCAUGUUUAUUCCUUCAUUCUUGCUGGAUGUCUGACCCUCAGGUCAGACAAAUUUGAAAACUGAGUUUUCGAAGUUGGAGAGAUAACAGGAAAAGGGCAGGAAAAGAUGUAGUCCCUAAUACCAUAAAUACUAUGUUAUAAAGAAAGAUGGAGAAGAUCAGGGCUGUGUCCUAUUAACCAUCAAAGUGAAGGUAAGCCCCAGCUUGAAUAAAUGUGUAUGGAAGUCUUUUUGCCCUCAAAGACAGUCAUGAGAAACUAAAUACCCAGCAACUUUCCACUUUGGUGCACAUACUUGACAUGCACACAAAAACACUGCGUAUCCGCCGCUUCCUUCCCUCUCCGACCCUGCUUCUCUCAGCAUUUCUUUCCCCGCCUCCCUCCCCUAUUCAAAUUUUCCAGCCAACAGCUGGAACUGACUUCCGCAAUCCUAAUGGAAUAAAUCCAGCACCCCUAGUCAUCCACCCACAUUAUCCACACUUCCCUGUCGAAAGGAGCCCGGAGCACAGAACCCCAUCAGCAGGUUAAGAACCAGCUGUCUGGGAAUAUGGCUCCAGCUGUUUCCUCAUCCCAAGCCAGGCUGUGAACCCCUUGGCACACAGAAGAACUUCCCCUAAUUAUCCCCUUUCCCAGGAUGUGGGGACUCAAGAUUCUACUGCUGCUGCCCACAGCGACCUUU
Panthera uncia (snow leopard) is the source of this 6113-nucleotide messenger RNA. RefSeq names its product aryl hydrocarbon receptor nuclear translocator (gene ARNT). NCBI's taxonomy places the organism in Eukaryota, Metazoa, Chordata, Mammalia, Carnivora, Felidae. The record is from RefSeq and is a predicted model, not a curated record. Gene Ontology annotation, molecular function: RNA polymerase II cis-regulatory region sequence-specific DNA binding; protein dimerization activity; DNA-binding transcription factor activity, RNA polymerase II-specific. Bases 154 to 2526 code for a protein of 790 amino acids. The transcript is spliced from 23 exons. Gene Ontology annotation, cellular component: nucleus; aryl hydrocarbon receptor complex; transcription regulator complex. Gene Ontology annotation, biological process: regulation of transcription by RNA polymerase II.